AUGAGUUCGUGUAUAGAACUACCUCCCGCAACUAUCAACGCAAGAACCGACUCGUCCUUCAAGAUCACCUGGUCCGAGGCUCCUAACCCAACCUACAGCAUCAAGCAAUAUGACCUCAGACUUCAACAUCCACCAGGGUCAACCAUCAUUCGGGUGUUAAUAGGCGCAGCGGCUGGAGCGUCGCGCACUUUUCAAAAUUUAAACGCGGCUGAAGAGUACGGAGUGCGGCUGGAUGCAGUUCUAAUCGGGGAUAUCUCGGUGGAUUUAAACAUCUUCACAACGGUUUGGACGUUGCCACAUUCACCAACGGACGCCGUCCUACAGCUUACGGGUGAUAACUCAGCCACUCUAACCUGGACCAGAGCCCAAGGCCCGGUGGAUUACUACGAGCUAACGGUAACCACAGCCGGCAGGGCAGGCAUGGUGUUUCCGAUCCCAUCCACGAGCUCAAAGUUCGUGCUUGAGAAUCUGACAUCGGGAACGCAGUUCGGCUUUCAACUUGUGUCUGUCGUGAACACGCCCAAUUACCCCAGCCACCACGUGGUCAAAAGCGCAUCCGCUGAAAUCACUUUCGUACAAAUAGAGCGCCCCCCUCAGCCAACAGGAUUCACCAUCCAAGUGUUCAGACAGUCAGUCAUGGAGUGCAAAUGGAACGCCACCAACGGCGACUUUGACAACUAUCUUCUAGUCUUCGCCAUCGCUGAUGGUUCAGAAAUUACCGUCAUCGACAGUCAAGUUAUCGCUAAGACCACCACGAUAUAUAGUUACACGAUCACAGACCUAGCGGUGAAUUCUGUGGUUUUGUACACGCAGAAGGGUGGGACAAAAAGCAUUGUGUCCCUGCCUUUGCAGCUUCCAUCUGUUGCCGUUAACAUCAAGUUACCCCAUGCUUCGAUCAGAAGAAAGACAUCAAGCUCCUUCGAAAUCACGUGGUCCGACCCACCCAACCCAGCCGAUAAUAUCAAGCAGUACAAAGUCACCCUAGAGCAUCCGCUAGGUACGCCCUCUCGUGGCGUCCUGGUGGACGCAGAGGCUGGAGCGUCUCAUACGUUUGAGGAAUUAAACGCGGCUGAGGAGUACGGUGUGCGCGUAGAUGCUGUUCUUCAAGGGGAUGCCACGGUGCAACUCAACAUUGUGGCGACGCUUUGGACAUUACCACACGCCCCCUCAGACGCAGUCCUGCAAAUAUCGAGUAACUCAACUGCCCUACUGACCUGGACAUCGUCAGAGGGACCCGUCGAUUUCUACGAGUUCACCAUCAGUCAAGACGGGGUACCAGACCGCAUCUAUCAGAUUGACAAAACGGAGAGUAGCUACUCCCUCAACAGGAUACGUUCUGGGAUGCGGUAUGGGUUCCAUCUUGUUUCGGUUGUAUUCACACAGAAUGACAGCAGCCCGGUCGUCAAGAGCCAGUCUGCAGAGAUAACCUUUGUGAUGCAGGAUGAAUGCGGCUUUUACAAUCCAUGCGUACACGGUGUGUGCCGAUUGGAGGACAACACGAAAACAUGUGACUGUGAAGGUACAGCUUUCAGCGGUGAAUUGUGCGAAAGUCGCGGAUCCAUGACAAUGUCUGACGUAAUGAUCGUUCUAGCCGGUGUGAUAACCCUACUGCUGAUCAAGACGUAAACAAUUACGUGUGAGUCGACGCUUGCUGGUUGUAUAGUGUGACAUGAAUUGUAAAUCAGGACGUCAUAAAAAUUGCGUAGUUAUUUAUUAAUAUCUUUAUUUAAAUGACGAGCCCACGGCGACGAAGAAAGACAAUGUACAAUUUUAUUUAUUACUUGUAGUUUUGCCUAGUGUAUAAAGAUUUCGAUGGGAGCGGGACCAUUCUUUAAAUAGGUCCACAGAUCCGAGGGCCAUAGAGUUACAUGGAAGAAUAAUUAACGAAUGACAUCUGCGUUUCUUAGCUAACUGGUGUUCGAUGAAAACCAGAUAGAAGUCCCCUUUUUAAACGAAAAGCAUCGCAACAUUCAGAAAGAUGGCGUCUGUCUUCGACUAGCUCGUAAACGUAGAUUCGUGGACGGCCACUUUAAGCUUCCGUAGGCUCGUGACGACAAGCACAAGGCUUAUACUACGGUACAGACAAACAGCAAUCAAUUUAAAAUAAUUCACAAUUUUUCGAAAUUUUUAGCGCCACGAUAACAGCAGCUUGGGAUUUUAUUACUUUGAACGCUAGGUGGCAGCAGACAUACCCAGGUGAAUUUCCAUUUAGUUAAUUAUAAACACAUCCAAGACUGUGUUUACCUGGUAGAUGUCUGGGUGCCACUUCGCAAACCUAAAAAAUACCAAACUUAUGCGUAAUGGCAGUUUGACAUAAUUAUUUGAAUUUAAAAUAUUACAAUAUAUAAUUAUACAAUAAAAAUACGGAGAAUAUUUUGAAACUACUUUUUGAAGUUUGAAAUGUUCGCCAUUCUCAUGAUUUGCUUGCUGACAAACGGACUAGAAUAAUGGAACACACAUUUUAAUAUGCACCUGAAAGCACACAAAUAAAUGCAAUGCGUGUUUUUUCUGUCAUUAUUCGAUGAACAAUGUUGAGCCCAAAUUUUCACAGGUUUGUUAUUGGAUGCAUAUGUUGGGAUACCAAGUAAGAUGGUCUUUGACACAACCAACCGUGGGAAUUUCCCGCGCUGAGUUGAUCGCCAUGAAGGCGUCAGAUGCAUUAUGCAGGCUAAUGGGAGACUUUCUGGGACGAUAGAGGGCAGCAGACUUACCGGGUAAAUC
Molecule: messenger RNA, 2721 nt
Organism: Asterias rubens (European starfish)
Lineage: Eukaryota; Metazoa; Echinodermata; Asteroidea; Forcipulatida; Asteriidae
Product: tenascin-R-like
Exons: 8
Coding region: 1-1626 (541 amino acids)
Molecular function (GO): protein binding
Source: RefSeq, a predicted model, not a curated record